Molecule: messenger RNA, 2060 nt
Organism: Danio aesculapii
Lineage: Eukaryota; Metazoa; Chordata; Actinopteri; Cypriniformes; Danionidae
Gene: ntmt1
Product: N-terminal Xaa-Pro-Lys N-methyltransferase 1
Exons: 4
Coding region: 89-820 (243 amino acids)
Biological process (GO): N-terminal protein amino acid methylation
Cellular component (GO): cytoplasm
Molecular function (GO): N-terminal protein N-methyltransferase activity
Source: RefSeq, a predicted model, not a curated record
GUGCUGUGGGUCUUCUGCUACUUUUAGGAAGCAGGGGAGCUGGAGUAUUGUUCAUGGGGCAGUUAUUCGACAGUUGUUCUGUCGUGACAUGAGCGAUUGCAAGAAACGACAGUCAGCGAGAGCACGAAAGCAAAGGAGUUGCACAAAGAUGGAAGACUGUUUGAUAGAAGACCAGACGUCCUUUUACUCAAAGGCAGAGCACUACUGGAAGGACGUCCCGCCCACUGUGGAUGGAAUGCUGGGAGGUUAUGGCAGCAUCUCCAGCAUUGACAUUAAUGGCUCCAAAAAGUUUCUUCAGAAAUUCCUUGGGGAAGGCCAGGGCAAGACUGGCACAGGCUGUGCUUUGGACUGUGGUGCUGGGAUUGGCCGGAUAACCAAGCGGCUUCUCCUGCCACUCUUUCGUACAGUAGAUCUAGUAGACGUGACUCAGGAAUUCCUGGAUAAAGCUCGUACAUACCUGGGUGAGGAAAGCAAACGGGUGGAGAACUACUUCUGCUGUGGCUUGCAAGACUUUCAGCCCCAGCCAGAGCGAUACGAUGUCAUAUGGAUCCAGUGGGUGAUUGGUCACUUGACCGACGAUCACCUAGUGGAGUUCCUGAGGCGCUGCCGGAGCGGUCUGCGUCCUGAAGGCCUGAUCGUGGUGAAGGAUAACGUUGCAUAUGAGGGUGUUAUCCCCGAUGACGUAGACAGCAGCGUCUGCCGGGACCUGAAUGUGCUGCACCGUCUAGUAGCCAGAGCUGGACUCAGCAUCAUCUAUGAGGAGCAGCAGCAGAACUUCCCUGAGGAGAUCUAUCAGGUCCACGCACUUGCACUCAGAUAGCUGAAGCCAUUUGACAAGUACUUUAAUCAUCCGUCUGUAUCGAAAUCAAUUACGAAAAAAGGAAACUAGGAUCAAUGAUAGCCACACAGGAGCUACUUGUUACUGUCGUUGUGAUCAUUUUUGUGAAGGCGCAAGACUUGAAAAUGGGUUUAGGUAUGGGGAGUCUGAAAGGUUCUUAUUGACCUCUAAAGGUUGUAUUAUGACAGCUAGAGCUGAGCUUGUGGUUGUCAUCAAUAUGAAUGCAGAAAUUGUGACUGUUAGCUUUUCUGAGAACUGAACAGCUUACACUCCAGCUGAUCCCUGGUUUGAAGUCUUCUGUUAGACUCAGCAGAGUUUCAUCACAGUGGAAGAUAAAAACAAUCAGGACACAUGUAAACUGCACACACACUGCUUUAUUUUUAGCAGUGGAUAUGAUGAGAACUUAAAGGGAUAGUUCAUCCAAAAAUGAUUCAUUUUUUUUCACGAUCAUGUCUGACUUCUGAUGAAAAUAAUACUUGAGAAAUAUCAUACCAUCAAACUUAAUGGGCAGUAUGUCUGCUACCAACAUUAUUAAAGGAACGCUCAGUUUAAAAAUAAUUAGUUGAGUUUUACCCUUUCUUUAAUCCAUUCAGCCGAUCUCUGAGUCUGGCAGGAGCUUUUUUAGCUCAGCUUAGAUCAUUGAAUCAGAUUAGACCGUUUGAGCUUCUCACUCAAAUUUCAAAAAAGCAUUUGGAUAAUUUUCCUAUUUAAAGCUUGCCUCUUCUGAAGUUCCAGCAUGUACUUAGACUGGCAGAAAAUGAGAAGUUGCUGCUCUUUUGGUCAAUGUGGCUAGGAAUUAUACACUCAUUCUGGCGUAAUAAUCAAGAAACUUUGCUGCCGUACCAUGACUCCAGCUGGUGGAUUUGAUAUUUUGCUAUUUCUAUUAUCAUAUUUCUAUUUUCAGACACUCCAGAUUCAAACAUGGUAAAACUCAACUGUUUAACUGUAGAAAUGAGCCUGUAAACGUAUUCCUUUGAAAAUUACUAAAUGAUAAAAGUUAGAAAAAUUGUGAUGAGUAAAUUAUCUUGAGGUAAACUAUCCCUUUUACAUCUGAUUAUUGGAGUUUAAGCAUGUCUGUUGCACUGAAUGCUGUGUGUAAAAACCUUAUAAUAACUUAUGAGAACUUGAAUGUUUUUAGUAUGUGUGAAUUUACAGCUGUUGACAACUCUCAAGUGAACCACAUAUUGUAUUUUGUCUUGAAUAAACCAACAUUUUGAAGCAA